Molecule: messenger RNA, 2147 nt
Organism: Mesitornis unicolor (brown roatelo)
Lineage: Eukaryota; Metazoa; Chordata; Aves; Mesitornithiformes; Mesitornithidae
Product: calpain-1 catalytic subunit
Exons: 21
Biological process (GO): proteolysis
Cellular component (GO): cytoplasm
Molecular function (GO): calcium-dependent cysteine-type endopeptidase activity; calcium ion binding
Source: RefSeq, a predicted model, not a curated record
GGCGGUGGCGGCGGCGGCUUCCGGAGCAAAGCUGAAGGUAGCGGUGGGGGUGCCCAGCCAUGAUGCCCUUUGGUGGGAUGGCUGCUCGUCUGGAGAGGGACCGCCUGAGAGCCGAGGGGGUCGGCCAACACAACAAUGCCAUCAAGUACUUCAAUCAGGACUAUGAGGCCCUCAAACAGGAGUGCCUUGAGAGGGGCACGCUCUUUAGGGACCCGCAGUUCCCCGCUGGCCCCUCUGCCCUCGGAUUCAAGGAGCUGGGGCCACACUCCAGCAAGACACAGGGAGUGGAGUGGAAGCGUCCAUCGGAAUUAGUGGAUGACCCUCAGUUCAUCGUUGGUGGUGCAACCCGGACGGACAUCUGCCAGGGGGCUCUGGGUGACUGCUGGCUGCUGGCUGCCAUCGGCUCCCUCACGCUCAACGAGGACCUCCUGCACCGUGUGGUGCCCCACGGGCAGAGCUUCCAGGAGGACUAUGCUGGCAUUUUCCACUUCCAGAUCUGGCAGUUCGGUGAGUGGGUGGACGUGGUGGUGGAUGACCAGCUGCCCACCAAGGACGGGGAGCUCCUCUUUGUCCACUCAGCGGAGUGCACCGAGUUCUGGAGUGCUCUGCUGGAGAAGGCCUAUGCCAAGCUGAACGGCUGCUAUGAGGCCCUGUCGGGGGGCAGCACCACCGAGGGCUUUGAGGACUUCACCGGCGGCGUGGCAGAGAUGUACGACCUCAAGCAGCCGCCGCGCAACAUGGGCCAUAUCAUCCGCAAGGCACUGGAGAGGGGCUCCCUGCUGGGCUGCUCCAUCGACAUCACAAGUGCCUUUGAUAUGGAAGCAGUGACCUUCAAGAAGCUGGUGAAGGGACACGCCUAUUCUGUCACAGCCUUCAGAGAGGUGAACUACCGGGGCCAGCAGGAACAGCUCAUCCGCAUCAGGAACCCCUGGGGCCAGGUGGAGUGGACCGGAGCCUGGAGCGAUGGCUCCUCCGAGUGGGACAACAUCGACCCUGGUGACAGGGAAGAGCUGCAGCUGAGGAUGGAAGAUGGAGAGUUCUGGAUGUCUUUCCGGGACUUCAUGAGGGAGUUCUCCAGGCUGGAGAUCUGCAACCUGACCCCUGAUGCCCUCACCAAGGAUGAGCUGAGCAGGUGGCACACGCAGGUGUUUGAGGGCACCUGGCGCCGUGGGAGCAGUGCCGGUGGCUGCAGGAAUCACCCAGCCACAUUCUGGAUCAACCCCCAGUUUAAGAUCAAGCUGCUGGAAGAGGAUGAUGACCCCGGGGAUGACGAGGUGGCCUGCAGCUUCCUGGUGGCUCUGAUGCAGAAGCACCGGCGGCGGGAGCGGCGGGUGGGAGGUGACAUGCACACCAUCGGCUUCGCUGUCUACGAGGUUCCUGAGGAGGCCCAGGGCAGCCAGAACGUGCACUUGAAGAAGGACUUCUUCCUGCGAAACCAGUCACGGGCACGGUCUGAGACCUUCAUCAACCUGCGGGAGGUGAGCAACCAGAUCCGGCUGCCCCCUGGUGAGUACAUCGUGGUGCCCUCCACCUUCGAGCCGCACAAGGAGGCCGACUUCAUCCUGCGGGUCUUCACUGAGAAGCAGUCAGACACAGCGGAGCUGGACGAGGAGAUCUCGGCAGAUCUGGCUGAUGAGGAAAUAACUGAGGAUGACAUAGAGGACAGCUUCAAGAACAUGUUCCAGCAGCUGGCAGGGGAGGACAUGGAAAUCAGUGUCUUCGAGCUCCGUAUUAUUCUGAACAGAGUCAUCGCUAGACACAAAGACCUGAAGACGGAUGGGUUCAGCCUGGAUUCCUGCCGCAACAUGGUCAACCUGAUGGAUAAAGAUGGCAGUGCCCGCCUUGGGCUGGUGGAGUUUCAGAUCUUGUGGAACAAGAUCCGGAGCUGGCUGACGAUCUUCCGCCAGCAUGACCUGGACAAGUCAGGCACUAUGAGCUCCUAUGAGAUGCGCAUGGCUCUGGAGUCAGCUGGUUUCAAGCUGAACAACAAGCUGCACCAGGUGGUGGUGGCCCGCUACGCAGACGAUGACAUGGGUGUGGACUUCGACAACUUUGUCUGCUGCCUUGUGAAGCUGGAGGCCAUGUUCAGGUUCUUCCACAGCAUGGAUGCUGAGGGCACUGGCACCGCCGUCAUGAAUCUCACCGAG